GCACGUGCCGCGGUAGGCGCUCUGCCAUCUGUCCAAAAGCUCCGCUUAGAAUACCGGAUCAAGCAGGGCAUGCUCCGCUGCAAACCCUCGCCCGCUGCCCACACGUGCGCUCGCCGGAAGUCGGCGCCCCAGUUCGCUGUGACUGACUCGAUGACAGACUGACUGACUUCACGUCGCCGCCGAUGUGCUGAAGCCGACGCCACCGGGUAUAACGACACGCGCUUCUGACCCCUCUCGCGGGCGUGGCGUAAAGCAGGACCCGCUGCUGCCCCGUUGCCAGCCACCUUAACCGCGGCUCCCUUUGAGUGCGACAACUUUCCGUUCGGACCGCGCAUCCGAGCCUCGAGCUGCCAAGGGGUUACGCCACUGCUGCGCCACGAUGAAGCCUUUCGAUGACGGGCAACCCGAACUAACGGCAGGGGCAGGGUCCAACAUGAUUCGACGCCUCAGCAAGAGCGACCGGUACGACUUGAGGCCGGGAACGCCGACCCUUGAUCGACCUGUGUUCACUCAGCCACACUUCGACAGCGAGUUUGCGGGCAUCCCCAAAGAUAAGGUACCAAUAUGCGACCGUUUCGCCAAGUCGCUUCGGAAACGCUGGCAGGUCAAGCAUCUCCAGAAGAAGUUGCUUGGCUUCUUUCCUAUCAUCGGCUGGGUGCGUGCUUACAACCUCAAGCAGUGGCUGAUCGCGGACUUGAUCGCAGGAAUAACAGUCGCCAUCUUCCACGUGCCCCAGAGUUUCGGAUACUCGUUGCUCGCCAGCGUGCCGCCGGUCAACGCUCUGUACACGGCCAUGUUUCCUAUGCUGAUGUACACCAUCUUCGGAACCUCCAGGCACCUUUCCAUUGGGGCCUUCGCUGUUGUCUGCAUGAUGACCGGAGCUGUCGUGGAGCAGUAUAAGGAAGAGUUCGGUGCAGCGAACGUCGCUUCCACGUUGAUGUUCUUCGUCGGCUUGUACCAGCUCGCCCUCGGCGUCCUCAACCUGGGGGGCCUGAGCGUAUUCAUGUCCGAGCAGUUUGUGAGUGGCUUCACGGCCGGCGUGUCCGUGCACAUAGGUUCGAGCCAGCUGGGCAGCCUGUUCGGCCUCCCCGUCGAUCAUUUCUCCGGACCAUUUCUGCUCAUUAGGCUCUACGCAGCCUUCAUCACACUCCUCCCGGACACGCACUUGCCCACGCUCGGACUCUCGGCCUGCUGCAUCUUCCUACUGCUAUUUAUCAAGCUAGUCGUCGACCCCUUCGUGGAGCGAACGAUAAGGAUGCCCGUGCCCAUCGAGAUGAUGCUGGUCAUCAUAGGCACGGCGAUCUCCAGUUAUUUUGAUCUGGAAAAACAGGGUUUCGAAAUCAUUGGUCCCAUUCCAAACACGUUUCCGUCGAUGGGCUUGCCAGACCUGAACUUGUCUCUUGUAACGAAAGUCGUCGUGCCGGCUCUUACUAUAGCGAUCGUGUCGUUCACUGUCACGGUGUCCUUGGGUCGCAUCUUUGCCAGGAACCAUGGAUACGAGGCAGUGCCAAACCAGGAACUGCUGGCACUUGGUAUGUCAAACUUUUUCGGAAGUUUUCUCGACUGCUUUCCAAGUGGUGCGUCCGUACCACGAAGUUCUAUUCAAGACAAUUCCGGCGGAAAAACACAGCUCGUCAGUCUCAUCAACACUGCGUUGAUUGCUCUGGUACUUCUCUACCUAGGAAGUUACCUUGAAAAACUCCCUGUCGCAGUGCUGGCGUCGAUCAUAUUUGUCUCAUUGAAGAAGGUCUUCAUGCAAGUCAAAGAUUUCUAUAACUACUGGAAGAUUUCCAAGAUUGACGGACAAGUUUGGCUUGUGACUUUCUUUUCGACGGUAAUCUUGGAGGUGCAACUCGGCCUGGUCAUCGGAAUAGUGUUCUCACUGCUUACUCUAGUCUACAAGAUACAAAGGCCAAGCACGUGUAUACUCGGACGAAUUCCCAACACCGACUAUUACGUCCCUGUGAAAAAAUAUGGAAUGGCGCAGGAGAUUUCUCGAGUCAAGGUGUUCCACUUUGGCGGUCCGAUCCACUUCGCCAACGCGGAAUUCUUCAGGGCGGAACUGUCCCGGAGAACGUUGAUCCGUGUGCACAAAGUGCUUGCAGCCAGAAAAAAGGAAGCUGGGACCAAGAUCUGUCCUCCAUUGUACUGGGCGAACGCCCUGGAACCAAGCCCACCUAUAUAUGAUCACCUGAGUGAGUCGACGGCCAGCAUACCCUCCACGAACAUACCGACCAUGAUAGGUGUCGACGGCGACUCUCCAUCGGCAUCAUCUUCGUCGCUCUCCUCUCCACCGACACCUGUGACCACCCACUCCGAACUUCCCAGGCACAUCGUGCUUGAUUUUUCUCGAGUCACCUUCGUGGACGGCUCUAGUGCCGUGGUCCUGAAGCAGGUACUGAAGGAAUACCGAAGCAUUAAAAUCGGCGUCUACAUUGCAUGCUGUGCCGCGCCCGUAUUUUCAAUGUUGAAGAAGGGUAAGGUGCUGGAAGAAAUUCCAGCCUGCAACUUCUACCCCUCCGUGCAUGAUGCAGUACUUCACGUAGGGAAACCCCAACAAGACGUAACCGGUGGCUUCGACCUUCGGGCCGACUGCCUCUCACCGGCGAGCCAGGCGGAUCCAGCAAAGAAGUGAACAUUUUCUAUGAGAGCAAGGAUCCUUCGCAUGCCUUUGAGACCGCAUGAAGAUCAACUGACUUAAACGCCAAAGCGCCAAGAUUCCUUGUUUCUACCUCAGAAGUGGAAAAAAUGUACAUACCGCAAGAACAAUCUUCACAAAGAAUAACUAGUCGCAAGGCAGACAAUUGCAUAUGCCAAAGAUUUACAUAAGCUGACACCCACAUCUAGUGGACAUCAUCUCUGCACGUGCCCAUUUUUAGGUGUAUAUAUGAUCCAUCAGCGCAUUUUUAAUAUUCACACAUUUUAUUGUACACGUGUUGUUAUAGUCGGUUCCUCCUGAUGACGGAUGCUUGAAAUGUCUUACUGCAAUAAAUAUCUGGCGACCAUGAA
Messenger RNA from Dermacentor albipictus, 3009 nucleotides. RefSeq names its product prestin-like. Gene Ontology annotation, biological process: transmembrane transport. The record is from RefSeq and is a predicted model, not a curated record. NCBI's taxonomy places the organism in Eukaryota, Metazoa, Arthropoda, Arachnida, Ixodida, Ixodidae. Gene Ontology annotation, cellular component: plasma membrane. Gene Ontology annotation, molecular function: oxalate transmembrane transporter activity; sulfate transmembrane transporter activity; bicarbonate transmembrane transporter activity.